Messenger RNA from Anolis sagrei ordinatus, 1936 nucleotides. RefSeq names its product salvador family WW domain containing protein 1 (gene SAV1). The record is from RefSeq and is a predicted model, not a curated record. Gene Ontology annotation, cellular component: cytosol. Gene Ontology annotation, molecular function: protein binding; molecular adaptor activity. Gene Ontology annotation, biological process: positive regulation of apoptotic process; apoptotic process; hippo signaling. NCBI's taxonomy places the organism in Eukaryota, Metazoa, Chordata, Lepidosauria, Squamata, Anolidae.
GCUCCCUUCCUUCCUUCCUUCCUUCCUUGGCGGGGGAUGCUGUCCCGGAAGAAGGCCCGGGGGGAGCUCUCGAAGCCCGGGGAGGUGCAGGGCAAGUACGUCAUCAAGGAGACCAGCCCCCUCCUCCGCAAUCUGAUGCCUUCCUUCAUCCGCCAUGGACCAACCAUCCCGAGACGGACAGACCUCUGCCUUCAGGACCCUGCUCCGGCUGCCUUCUCUGCGGUUGGGGACGGGGCCGUGUCCCGGAACCAGAGCUUCCUCCGGACCCCCGUCCAGAGGCCUCCACACGAGGUCCUCCGUAGGGAAAGCCACCGGCUCUCGGCCCCUUCCUACCUGGCCCGGGGUUUGGCCGACGUGCCCCGGGAGUAUGGUGCCUCUUCACAGUCCUUCCUGACCGAGGCCAACCCUGGAACUGAGAACGGCGAGGCGGGCCCCCGUUACUAUUACGACCACUUCUACAAUGGCCAGAGGCGGCACCCGCUGGGGGAGCACCUGCAGGAGGAGUACCGAUACUAUGAACACAACAACGACCUCGUCCAGAGGAUGCCGCACAAUCAGGGAAGGCACAAUUCAGGCCUUGGGAGGGUGGCUGCUACUUCGUUAGGAAACUUAACGAACCACAGUUCGGAAGACUUGCCUCUCCCUCCCGGCUGGACGGUGGACUGGACUCUUAGGGGGAGGAAGUACUACAUUGACCACAACACCAACACCACGCACUGGAGCCAUCCUCUGGAGAGGGAGGGUCUGCCUCCAGGGUGGGAACGGGUCGAAUCGGCCGAGUUUGGCGUGUAUUACGUCGACCACAUCAACAAAAGAGCGCAAUACAAGCACCCCUGUGCCCCCAGCGUUCCCCGCUACGACCAGCCGCCUCCGGUGACCUAUCAGCCGCAGCAGCAAGUGGAGCGGAGCCAGCCCAUCCUGGUGCCGGCCAAUCCCUACCACACGGCAGAGAUCCCGGACUGGCUGCAGGUCUACGCCAGGGCACCGGUCAAGUACGACCACAUCCUGAAGUGGGAGCUCUUCCAGCUGGCCGACCUGGACACCUACCAGGGGAUGCUGAAGCUCCUCUUCAUGAAGGAGCUGGAGCGGAUCGUCAAGACGUACGAAGCCUACCGGCAGGCGCUGCUCUCGGAGCUGGAGAGCCGCAAGCAGCGGCAGCAGUGGUACGCCCAGCAGCACAGCAAGAACUUCUAGCCCGGAUGUGCCUUGGAUGGACUGGGAAGGGGCCUUCUCACUCUCUUGGCGGUAAAUAACCACCAAACAAGGGCUUUGGUUGCAAGAGGCAACGCCUCUGCCUUGAUGUCGCACCUUUUUGUAAGUAUCCUCUUUGUAUCUCUUGUGUACAGAAGACUUUUUGUUAGGACUGGUUUGGAGGAAAAAGACUGGAACUCCGACAUCUUUGGGGUUUUUUGCUGGAGUCUCUUUUUUUAACUUGUUGGACAAGCAAAGCUUUAUUUUUGAAGUCCUUUGUAAGAAUUUCCACUCUGAAUUUCCACUAUGCAGCUGCUGGUUAGUUCAGGGCCCCUUCCUGGCUCAGUGCAACAUGGAUAGAUCCAUGUUCGCGGCAAUAUAUAAAUAAGAGCCCGGUGGACCCAACAAGAUUGUUGUCGCUUAGACUCCAGCACUUAAUAAACACCUGCCUUAUUUUGACGGUUGAUCAGAUCAGUUUGGCCCAAUGUUGGGAUUCUUCCCAGGCUCCUCUCACGGUGGAAGGCGGCCACACGUAACCAUUGGGAACACAGUCCCCGUCAUAAGUAGCAGUGGACUCUUUUUUUUUAAAUCUCAAGCCAAACUUGCCUCUAAAUCCAUGACUUUGGGGCGCCUCCACCGCAGCCUCAAUGUGGUGUCUAUGGGUACUCCUUCGGAGACGUGGAUCGUAACCAUUGUGUCCUUUAAAUCUCAAAUAAACUUUCUUUUUACACUUUUUGAGUGAAAA